Molecule: messenger RNA, 1387 nt
Organism: Morus notabilis
Lineage: Eukaryota; Viridiplantae; Streptophyta; Magnoliopsida; Rosales; Moraceae
Exons: 7
Coding region: 193-969 (258 amino acids)
Biological process (GO): pectin metabolic process
Molecular function (GO): methyltransferase activity
Source: RefSeq, a predicted model, not a curated record
CCUUCAUUCUCCAUCGCUUUUCGCUCCUCUGGAUACAAUUUUCUUUUCCUUUCGCCUUUCCCGAGAACCAAACGGAUUUGUAAAAAGCUUCACUCUUUCUUUGUCACCAGUUUAUUUAUGGAUCUCUGUUUGUGUAUCUUUGUGAAGAUUAGCGGGUUUAUCAUUGAUUGGGUUUGCGAGGAGAAGUAGACAAUGUCGAGGAGACAAGUGGGGUCCACCAGGCGCAAUGGGACCUUUUCCUUAUCAGGAGCCUUCCAUUCUAAAUCAAGAUCUUCACCUUUGUUAUCUAUAGGGCUAGUCGUUGUGGGGGCGAUCCUUCUAACCGGCUAUGCUUAUAGUGGCUCAGGUGGUUCCAGAGGUGAAAAGGCAGUUAGUGGGGUUGAAGGUGACUAUUCGUGCACAUUAGAAGUUCAGAGAGCAAUACCUGUUCUAAAGAAAGCAUAUGGUGACAGUAUGCGCAAAGUUUUGCAUGUUGGCCCCGAUAGUUGUUCAGUUGUCUCCUCAUUGCUAAAAGAAGAGGAAACUGAGGCGUGGGGUGUGGAACCAUAUGACAUAGAGGAUGCUGAUGCCCGGUGCAAGAGUCUUGUGCAGAAAGGCAUUGUUCGCGUGGCUGAUAUCAAGUUCCCCUUGCCCUAUAGAUCAAAGUCCUUUUCUCUUGUUAUUGUGUCCGAUGCUUUGGAUUACCUAUCUCCAAAAUAUUUGAACAAGACUCUUCCAGAAUUGGCCAGGGUAUCGGCCGAUGCUGUUGUAAUUUUUGCAGGUUACCCUGAUAAACAGAGAGCUAAACUUCCUGAAUUAUCCAAAUUUGGGCGCCCUGCCAAAAUGCGGAGCUCAUCUUGGUGGAUUCGAUUUUUUGUCCAAACCAGCUUAGAAGAAAAUGAUGCUGCCAUCAGGAAGUUUGAGCCGGCUGCAUCCAAGAGGUCAUACCAACCGAGCUGUCAAUUGUUCCAUCUCAAGUCCUACAAUUAAUAUCAGAAUCACGAAAUUUUAAUUCCUUCACUAUUUUUUUCAUGCGACAAGGCCACAAGAAAAAUGGGAAAAGGUUAACCUGGCAUAUAAAAUGUACUCUGCUAGGUCGGUAUGUUUGCUACAAGAAAAGUUAAAAAGGAUAUGAACGAUUGACCCCUCUGUCAACCUUAUAGUCGAUGUUUACUUGAUUUUGAUGAUGGAAAAUAUAGGCUGAAAUGUAUUACGCUUUAAAUUAUAUUUUACAUGACAUGAAUUUGGUUUUCCUGUUACUGUGCAUUGCUUUACGCACUUGCGUUUCGCACUUUGUUAUAUGGUAACAUAAAUUUGCUAAACACUUUCUUGGGCAUGUCUGUUAAAUUUGCAAACCAGAUGGAUAAUAUGGAUAUAGUAAGGAUGGGGAAGGUAGAUGCACUUGUGC